This is a messenger RNA of Meriones unguiculatus (Mongolian gerbil), 1442 nucleotides long. RefSeq names its product hyaluronan and proteoglycan link protein 2 (gene Hapln2). NCBI's taxonomy places the organism in Eukaryota, Metazoa, Chordata, Mammalia, Rodentia, Muridae. The transcript has 7 exons. Bases 244 to 1269 code for a protein of 341 amino acids. The record is from RefSeq and is a predicted model, not a curated record. Gene Ontology annotation, molecular function: hyaluronic acid binding. Gene Ontology annotation, biological process: cell adhesion.
GGAAAGAAAGGGACAGACAGACAGAAAGAGCCAGGGUCCUGAAGCAGCCUGACAUCCUGAAAGUUUGAGUCCCAUCUUGAGAGUCUCUUCUAAAAGGCCAUAUGUAGCCUGGUACGGAAGGCACAGGAGGACAGGAAGCUGCUGCACACUGCUGCCUCCCUUUGUCUCUGAGAAAAGAUCAUCUUACAGUGGUAAGGGGUGCCUACUAUCUGUGCCCUGCAGACAGUGCCUGCUGACACCAUCAUGCCAAGCCGGAUACCUGUCCCUGUGCUCUACUGCUUCCUUCUCCCCUGGGCAUUCACCAUCCUUCACAAAGCCUUGGGGAACCCGGCCCUCCACCCGGGUCCCCACUAUCUCCUGCCCCCCAUCCAUGAGGUCAUUCACUCUCGUCGUGGGGCCACGACCACACUGCCCUGCGUCCUGGGCACCUCGCCUCCCAGCUACAAGGUACGCUGGAGCAAAGUGGAGCCCGGGGAACUCCGGGAAACGCUAAUCCUCAUCACCAACGGAAUGCACGCCCGGGGCUAUGGGCCCCUGGGAGGACGCACCAGCUUGCGGAGAGGGCAUCGGCUAGACGCCUCCCUGAUCAUCAAGAAUGUGCGCCUGGAGGAUGAGGGCCGGUACCGCUGCGAGCUCAUCAAUGGCAUCGAGGACGAGAGCGUGGCACUGACCCUGCGCCUAGAGGGUGUGGUGUUUCCGUACCAACCCAGCCGGGGCCGCUACCAGUUCAAUUACUUCGAGGCGAAGCGGGCAUGUGAGGAGCAGGACGGACGCCUGGCCACUUACGGCCAACUGUACCAGGCGUGGACCGAGGGGCUAGACUGGUGCAACGCCGGCUGGUUGCUCGAGGGCUCGGUGCGCUACCCUGUGCUCACCGCGCGCGCACCAUGCGGCGGCCAAGGACGGCCAGGCAUCCGCAGCUACGGACCCCGCGACCGCAGCCGCGAUCGCUACGACGCCUUCUGCUUCACCUCGGCCCUGGCAGGCCAAGUGUUCUUCGUGCCGGGGCGGCUGACGCUUUCUGAAGCCCACGCGGCUUGCCGGCGGCGCGGAGCUGUAGUAGCCAAGGUCGGGCACCUCUACGCCGCCUGGAAGUUCUCGGGGCUGGACCGGUGCGACGGAGGCUGGCUGGCGGACGGCAGCGUUCGCUUCCCCAUCACCACGCCGCGGCCGCGCUGCGGAGGUCUCCCUGACCCCGGGGUGCGCAGCUUCGGCUUUCCCCGGCCCCAGCAGGCGGCCUACGGGACCUACUGCUACGCCGAGAAGUAGGAGCGCACUGCCCGGCCACGCGCGACAGAGUGGCGGAUCCCCUCUAGACAGAGGAGGGCCGAGCCCCACACCUGCCUUUCCAGGCCAGCGCGGCGCUCCGGGCUUCCGGGUAGAGGGGCGCCCCGGGCAUUAACUGACCAAUAAAAUAACAUGGCAUCUCUUCUGUUCGAUAA